Molecule: messenger RNA, 3083 nt
Organism: Malaya genurostris
Lineage: Eukaryota; Metazoa; Arthropoda; Insecta; Diptera; Culicidae
Product: serine/threonine-protein kinase 40-like
Exons: 4
Coding region: 291-2453 (720 amino acids)
Biological process (GO): protein phosphorylation
Molecular function (GO): protein kinase activity; ATP binding
Source: RefSeq, a predicted model, not a curated record
UGUCUUUGUUUACAGUAGGUUUCAUUUCUCGUCUUUCCAUAGACUGAUUUAAUUACGCUACAUUUUCUUCUCAUAAUCGCGUAAUCAGCGAGGUGAAGUGGUUGUCGUUAUUUUGCUAUCUCGCCUCGACACUCUCUCUUCCUCGUUGAAGUUGUACGUGGUAUCAGGUCGUGUAACAGUGUAAUCCAACGGUGGUGCGUACGUGCGAUUAGCGGAUAGGGCGUUUGAAUUCCGUCGUGGUGCAAGAUCUUACGAGAGAGUAGCUUAAUUGAUUUACCACCUUCGGAACAAUGCAACGUAGAAGAGUUUUAGGAAAGCGUAUGUUUGGUGAGCUUGCUUCGAACGGAUUCGUAGCGAAGCGCACACGAUCUGAUCAAGAAGUUCCAUCGAUGGAGGAAGACGCUUCUGCACUGCCACCGACCACAGCUGCUGGAACCAGUAGCAGUGGAUUAGUGAGACGUCCUAACAGAGAAAUCCUAGCCAAAGUUCCCCGUUUUGGAACCCCCGUCGAAAGAAAUCGUGUCAGAACGGCAGGCCCGUACGUGAUAGGGCAUGAGUUGGGUACCAGCCCUGGAGUGCCACAGACGCAGUAUCUGGCUCGAAAGGAAAACACUAACGAGUUUUACUUGCUGAAGAUUCUAAGUUAUGAUAUCGGAACCGAGUUGACCAAUAAAGAGACGCAGCAGGGAAAAACACUGUUGCAUACGGAAUAUACUCUACUUUCACUGUUGGCUGAUCUCGAUGGAGUUAUUCAUCAUCAUGGACUGUUUUGUGAUUACGCUCUGGAAGAAAAACAGAUCGAAACACCCGAUCUAUACCAGCAACGAAUCUACACGGGCCGACUGAAGCGUCGUCUUAUUCUGGUGUUGGACUGUGUUCAUUCCCACGAAUUCUGUGAGCGUUCGAUGGCUUAUGUAAACCUACAGAAAUAUGUGCAGACGCAUAAGUUUACCGAAAUCGAAGCGCUGAUGGUUUUCUAUGAAAUCGUCAAAGUAGUAGAACAGCUUCAUCAGCGAAAUGUCAUCCAUCGGGAUUUGAAACUAAACAACAUCGUACUGAACAGACGCACCAAUAAGAUUGUGAUAACCAAUUUCUUCCUGGCGAAACAUCUCAACAGCGAGGACGACAAUCUGUUCGACCAGCGUGGGAGUCCGGCGUACAUUUCUCCCGAUGUACUGGGUGGCAAACCGUACAAGGGUAAACCAUCGGACGUUUGGGCCCUUGGGGUGAUCCUCUACACGAUAAUAUACGGCAAAUUUCCGUUUCUGGAUACAACACCGACAGCGCUGUUCAAAAAAAUUCGACAGGCGGAUUAUAUGAUACCGAUUGACACCAAAACCAGUUCCCUGACGAUCCAAUUGAUUAAGUCCAUGCUUACACUGAACCCAUCGGAACGAUUCACUGCCACCGAGGUUCGUAUGGAACUGGAACGAUCGAUCAUAAGCCUACGGGGACCAAGAAUCGAGAUCGAUCAAAUCGUGCCAGAAGUUGAAGAUCUCGAUCAAGCGGCCGAUGAGCGGAAAAAACCUAGUCGUCAGAGUAGUGAUAACAAACCGACCUACCCGAGCCAUGAAUUGUCGCGCGAAUCGUUCACUCGCGUGCUCGAGUCCGGGGUCCAUCGUGAAAACGAGAGUUUUCUGAGACCACGAUCUCUCGUUACGAGAAUCAAUUCAAGCCGAAAUAAUUCUACGGUUUUGCGCGGGUUAUCGACUGGAGGAAACCGACUAACGGUGUUUGGGAGCAGUCCAAGAAGUUCAAUUUCAAGUGGCAUUCCUAUCGGAAUAAACCGACCAACAAGUGCAAGUGAAGAUUUCGUUGUGCGAACCUCAAGACCUGAACUGGUGCAGGUCCGUCUCGCUCCUAUUCAAAAUACCACUGGUGACAGUCUCAUCGCUACGGCCAACCUUGGCCACAUGCAAUCAUCGAGUACCAAUCAAUCCCGACACCCCGUGGUCGUACACAUGGACGCCCAAGCGUUGAGUAAUGUCAUCAACUUCCAAACUUCGAAUCCAUCACCCAAUCCGAUUCAAUCUGCAGCACCGGUGGCACCACCACCACCAUUACCUGCGUCACUGUCGUUGCAGAACUCGGAUGUACAAAAUCUCUUUGCGGCCAUGAAUGACAUGUUUGCUCGUGGCCGCAUGCCACCUCCCUGGCGUGAUGAUAUACCCGAAUUUCAAGGAAUAAUCACCCUUGAAAUGGCACACAGAAUCAUAGUUUGGCUGUUGAUCAACUUCCGGAAUCAUGCCGUGAUUCGGGACAUUUUUAGUAGCACUUCCCGUAACAAAGUGAAUAUCGUGCUGGAGUUGCUGCGAAGGUUUGGCGUGCAGAUGGAAACCAGAAAUGGUGACACUGUGAUCAAGGUGGAGCAAACCAUGAACAUUCUGAUAUUUAUGACGUACCUGUUGCAAGUGGCCGGAAUGAAUAAUAAUUACUUUCUCAAUUCUUACUGAUUGAAUAACCAGUGGCCGUACCGAACUUUUUUUUACACAAUGUGUAAAUAACAAACGCAACGUCACGAAAGGGUGAGAUGGGUUGACACAGUUCACAUUGAAUUGUUUUGUAUAUAAAUGUGGAAGAAGAUAGGUUCAUUAUUAUCGAACACGUGUAUUUAACUUUCAAGAAUUCAAGAUUUUUUACUUCGAUACAAUUUCGCUGAUUGCAUACAAAGUUUUUCUCUUGCGGCUGUGUGUUGUCAAGUGUCAUACUCUCAAUUGACAAUAUUCACAGAAUGUGUGUCCAAAAGGGUUCGAAUAUUAGCAUAUUUUUCGGUUGCUAAAUACUCUCUUCUAUGCGGUUUUGAAUUUCGAUGUCACUUUUCCAAUAGUGCACAGCAGAGCUUAUUUUCUUCAUUGAAUUUCCAGCUUGACAGUUUACUAGGACCAUUGUUUAUAGAUUUACGUUAAAAUUUUAUCUGUUUGAUAUUACCAAAACAUUUUGCCGAAUAUUUUUGCAAGAGAUGAUUAACGAAUUCGAAGCGUAUAUGCGACCCUCCAUGAUGUGCUGUACUUUAUAUUGAAGUUGAAUUAUAUUGAGUUAUGUGAAAUAUUAUUGGUUGUAUUGAACUUCUCUUAAAAUAAACA